UAUACUAGCGGGUAGCGGCGGGCCGGCUCGCCCAGCCCGGCCGGCCGAGACUGAGGGCUCCUGCGAAACUGCUUCCCUUCGGCGCAGCGGAGCCUGGUGCCGGGCAGUCCCCGGAGCGGGCCAUGCCCCCGCGGGAGCUGAGCGAGGCCGAGACAUCCCCGCUGCGGGCCCCGACCCCUCCCCCGCGGCGGGGCAGCGCGCCCCCGGAGCUGGGCAUCAAGUGCGUGCUGGUGGGCGACGGCGCGGUGGGCAAGAGCAGCCUCAUCGUCAGCUACACCUGCAAUGGAUACCCCGCGCGCUACCGGCCCACGGCGCUGGACACCUUCUCCGUGCAAGUCCUGGUGGAUGGAGCCCCCGUGCGCAUUGAGCUCUGGGACACGGCGGGACAGGAGGACUUCGACCGCCUGCGCUCGCUCUGCUACCCCGACACCGACGUCUUCCUGGCUUGCUUUAGCGUGGUCCAGCCCAGCUCCUUCCAGAACAUCACGGAGAAAUGGCUGCCUGAGAUCCGCACGCACAAUCCGCAAGCCCCCGUGCUGCUGGUGGGCACCCAGGCCGACCUGAGGGACGAUGUCAAUGUACUGAUUCAGCUGGACCAGGGCGGGCGGGAAGCCCCCGUGCCUCAGCCCCAGGCCCAGGGCCUGGCCGAGAAGAUCCGGGCCUGCUGCUACCUCGAGUGCUCGGCCUUGACACAGAAGAAUUUGAAGGAGGUGUUUGACUCGGCCAUCCUCAGUGCCAUAGAGCACAAAGCCAGGCUGGAGAAGAAACUGAACGCCAAGGGUGUGCGCACCCUCUCCCGCUGCCGCUGGAAGAAGUUCUUCUGCUUUGUCUGACUGUCCUGACGGCAGAGGGGGCCAUGCACCAGCGGCCGCAGAUUUCUGGAACCUGGGGUCCCCCGCCUUUGAGGGGGGCUCUUGGCAGAUCUAGGCCACUCCAUGGGACGCAGUUCCUUACUGAACACUGUGGAGCAGGGCCUCUGCUCACCAGGGUGGGCCUGGGGCCAGGAGGAGAGACAGCUCUGGCUUGGAUUUGUGUGGUCAGGGCUCAGAGAAUUCCCAACGCUUUGAUUGCACUGGGAUGGUCCUAACAGUGUCAGACGACUCCAAGCCUUUGGAAAUCUGAUUCCUGGUUUCUUCUUUGAGGGUCCGCAGCCCAGUAGGCUGAUAAGGACCCCUUGUGGUGGUCCCAGCGCCUUGUGCAUACUGGGGUGAGCAGGAGCCCAGGGAACGUCCGGCUGGGCCUCUUGGAAGGCUGGAAGGUGUGUCCAGCACCAGUUUGAAGAGAUGAUUCGGGUGGACUGAGAUGGAGAGUGAGCAGAAAGCUUGACCUCCGUGCCCAGGGAGUGGAGGCAGGCUGUAUGGGGCUGGGGUGGGGAGCAGGAAGAGUCAGGAUAGGAGCAGAGAAGUGGGGCAGCUGAGGAGCUUGGCUGACACCUGGGCUGCCCUCAACCCCCAAGGCCAGGGAGGGCGGGGCUGGUCCCUGGGAAGAUGUGGGUCUCAGGGCUCCCUCAGCACUGCCCAAACUGGCUGGGCCGGGAGUCAGGCAGGAAGUAAGCAGCAAGGCCCGGCAGGAGGAGUGGGGGAGGAGCUGCAAACUAGAGCCUUAAGGUCGAAAGAGCUGGGGGUCACCUUUCUCCAAGGUCACAGCCUGGAAGGUUUUG
Sorex araneus (European shrew) is the source of this 1660-nucleotide messenger RNA. RefSeq names its product ras homolog family member V (gene RHOV). The record is from RefSeq and is a predicted model, not a curated record. Bases 123 to 833 code for a protein of 236 amino acids. NCBI's taxonomy places the organism in Eukaryota, Metazoa, Chordata, Mammalia, Eulipotyphla, Soricidae. Gene Ontology annotation, biological process: small GTPase-mediated signal transduction. Gene Ontology annotation, molecular function: GTPase activity; GTP binding. The transcript is spliced from 3 exons.